AUGCGAUCAUCAAAAUGGCCUGGGACCCCGGCAUCGGGGAAUAUGGUCACGGACCAAGUAUCAGCGUCGAGAAAUGUGCAGACUCCAACUCAAUUUGUGAGAAGACGCGGCGGAAAAUGCGACCUUCACACUGAAUCAAAGUCUCACGAAAGUGAUUCCAGGAAUGUUGGUCGCCGUGCACGAUGCAUGUUGAUGCUCGAAGCAAGUCACCGGGUCAAAGGUGCCAAAAGAAAUAGUGGUGAUAGCUGCCCAACGUGGUCGAUAAAUCAUAUGAAAUUGAUGAAAGCUGCCUUUCGGCGUUCGCUUUUGUAUUAG
Molecule: messenger RNA, 315 nt
Organism: Plasmopara halstedii
Lineage: Eukaryota; Oomycota; Peronosporomycetes; Peronosporales; Peronosporaceae
Exons: 3
Coding region: 1-315 (104 amino acids)
Source: RefSeq, a predicted model, not a curated record